ACCGCAUUCAGGGGAGGUUGGCUGGCCAUUGGAUUGUCCGUGUCCAUCUCUCACACAACACACAGCAGCUGCUUCCAUGGCUAGCGUGCUCAGCAACUCUAGGCGGUCUUCAACUCGGAGGGAAGCAAGGACCAGUGCCCCGACAAUCGUCCUUUCAUCGACCCUGGACGAAUCCACAUCACUUAAGACUUCAUCUCGGAAUCACAAGGACAGCCUUGUUGACACCAACAAUAAUGGAGACGUACAAAAUGGCAUAUCACGCCAAGCAAGGGAUGGUUUCCUUUUCGAGGCGGAUAUAAAGAUCGAGACAGCGCAAGGCAGACUAGAGUCCGAUGAUCAGGAACUGGAUAUGAGUGAAUAUGGUGCGUUCAAUCCUGCCCAUCCGGUCACGGUACCAAUUGUGGUUUGGCAAUUGAACUUCUAACCAACAACAACACUCUAGAACGACUGCGACUGGAGAAUAUCAAGCGAAAUCAGGAGAUGCUCCAGUCCUUGAGACUGUCCACCGUUGCGACAGAGAUGCAACUGGCAUCGCUGGAAGAUAGCUUUGAAAAGGGAAAAAAGUCGAAGGUUGGAGCCACAUCGCGAGCUAUCCCUGCUUCUGUUAUGAAACGAAAGCAGAAUCCCGUCCUCGCGCCAAGGAUAGCACAGCCCGUUAGAUUGUCGAAGCGACUACGCGGUUUAGCCGCACCAUCUUUGGAAAUUGGGGAGAAUGACAAUAUGCUUCAAGGAGAAGAGCGAGCGGCCCGAAAUGAUCGCAGUAGAUCGCGAGGAAGUGAGGCCGAUGGAAAUGCCGACGGCGACAGCGACAGCGAGAUAGACAGGAUAAAUCUUAUGUCAGGCGACCUCUACUUUGACAAGGAGACGCGAGAAAAAGCUAUUCGUGUCGAUGGCCACUACAAAGGCUGGCUCCACCCUGAUCUCAUAGAAAAAUAUGGGUUCGAGAAAACGUCUGAAGAGGCCUGGGAGGCCAACGGAGGAGGUUCGUUUUCGUUUGGGGAUCCUCUUGGACAAACUGAACAAUCGAGUGCCUUCAGGUCAAAGUUCAAGAAGCCGAAACAUGAUGCCAAGAUGGUAUCCAAAGCCUCUUUCAAGAAAAAUCCAAAUGCAUUUUUUUAUCGGCAUAACGAACCUGGACAGGAACAAUGGAUGGGGGACUGGACACAGGAGGAGUCGGAACUGUUCCUCAAAGUUGCCAGAGAGCACGGGUGCGGCGACAAGUGGGGUCUCUUCUCAAGCCAUAUUCCACACCGUGUUGGCUACCAAUGUAGCAACCACUACCGCCAGGUGGUCUUACCUGAGGGCCUAGUCUUUGACCCGAACUACAAGUAUACAUCAACAGGCAGCCCCGUUUAUUGCGGAAAGUAUAACAAACGUCGCUAGUAGUCAACGUACACGCGCACGUACGAGUAAAUUGUAUUUUUUGAGGCACCAUGCACUCCGUCUUUUCAUAUUCAUAAAAACAAG
Gamsiella multidivaricata is the source of this 1467-nucleotide messenger RNA. RefSeq lists its product as uncharacterized. The coding region runs from base 481 to 1383 and encodes 300 amino acids. Lineage: Eukaryota; Fungi; Mortierellomycota; Mortierellomycetes; Mortierellales; Mortierellaceae. The transcript has 4 exons. The record is from RefSeq and is a predicted model, not a curated record.